Penicillium robsamsonii is the source of this 849-nucleotide messenger RNA. RefSeq lists its product as uncharacterized. The transcript has a single exon. Bases 1 to 849 code for a protein of 282 amino acids. The record is from RefSeq and is a predicted model, not a curated record. NCBI's taxonomy places the organism in Eukaryota, Fungi, Ascomycota, Eurotiomycetes, Eurotiales, Aspergillaceae.
AUGGUCUCUCGCUCGGCUAUCCUCACUGGCGCUCUCGCGCUACUUUUACCCCUCACGGCCCACGGCUUUGUUCUCCCACUUGAAGACAAUCUCCAGGCUUUCCUUGAACAACCAAACAGUUUGAACGCGGCCCCAAACUCCGAUAAUUUUGAAGAUAAAAGUGCCUUAAACCGCCCGUCAUGGUUCACCUCGACUUUGAUGGCCCGCCGUCUGCUUGCUUUGUCACCCUCCGGCGUCAUCUCCACCAAUUUCCCAGAGUCCCUCCCACCCUCCGCACACGCCCCCUCAGAUGUUGCCGGUCUCUCUAUCGGACUCCGCGAGUACAUCGCCGAUUGCGAUGGAUCACUGCCAUCGGAUCUCUCUCACGAUGAUAACGGCGAUCCAACAAUUCUUGGCCUUCGCAUUGGAACUACUUUCAAGAACAUCGCAGCGGGAUCUAAUCUCAGUCUCCAGUUAGACUGGUGGGAUCAUCUCAACGAGGCCGGUCCAGUAUACCCUGGUCUGCCUCUCAGCCCCGCUGCUCUACCUCGCGUCACUCUCUUUGGAUACUUGGAGAAUCUCCCGUCCCCGCUUCCCGCGGACGCAGCUGCAGUGCUCGAGAAGUGUUUCCUCGAGCCACAUCCCGAUGCCAAGGUAUGGAUACCAGGUUCCGCUUACUCGCCUCAUGCAAGUUUCUGGGCCCGGUUGGUGGUUACACAUGCUUACUGGAUUGGCGGGUUUGGGGACGUGCAGCAGAUUGGGUGGAUCAAUCUUACGGAGUGGCAAGGGAUCAGGCCACACGGCAGUGUGAAGGGUGUUGGUGAUGGAAGAGGGUGGCAGGAUGUCCGUUUGCCCGGGGAGAAGCAGUAA